CCUGUUCCAGAUCGUUCCUUUCUGAUACGUCUACACCAAAAUGCAUGGUUUAUGUAUUCAAUCUGGUGCUUAUUCCGCAUGUGAAACCCAAACCACAAUUCAGUGCCAAGCGAGUGACACUUGUACCAUUAGCCUAAAACGACUGGAAUGGAGCUCGUCGGGGGCGACGAUGAUAUGCGCGCGUUCGAGGCGACGCUGAGCUUCGUGGAGGAAUAUGCGAGCGACGCCUUCACGUCGAUGGAUCUCCCCAAUCUCUCCGUCACUUCUGACGUGUCGAGCUCGUUUUCAUUUCGGCUGGAAGACCAAAUUCCGCCUGCAGACGUCGUUCCUUCGUCGUCGAGCUCCCCCACGUCGUCUGUCGGCACCAUUGACACUUCGGCCAUGACGCCGAUCAACUCGACGGGUCGGUUCUCAAUGGGCGUCUCGAAUGAUGCUCCGACCACUACGCAAGCCUCGAAACCCCGGAAGUCGACUAGAAAAAGAAAACCUCAAGCCAACCCGAACCGGGCACGCAAUGAGCUCCGCUUUGAGCUUGCAUUCCUUCGUGAGAAGGUAACGCAAUUGCAGCAGGAAUUGCAGUCGCUGCAGCCGACGCAGGACAAAAUGAUUUGUGACGGAGAAUCGACGCUUGCUACCACAUCAAAUGGUCGUUCCCGUCCGUCGUCACAAGUGCUUUGUGCGUGGAAGGGAGUGGCAGAUCGGCAAUUGCGACGACGCGAAGACUCGGAGCGUGAGAAUGCGCGCUUGAGACUUAAUGUGGAGCACCAGCGGAAGGUGGCCAUCGAUUUGACAAAACUGCUACGCAAGCGAAUGGCUGAGUGUGCGGAAUCUCAAGAUCCGAGUGUCAAGGAGAACCGGUUUACUCGAGUGCUGGACUACCAUGGCGACUUGGCCGAGUUCCAGGAGCUGUUCCCAAUUCUGGAAGAAACCUACCACGGUUUAGACACCGUACUGGAGGAAACUGGUCUUGCGACUAUGGAUAUCCCCACUGAAGACGUGCACAUCCGUGAAGGAGUUGGCGGUAAAUACGUUGAAUUCUUCGCGAACAAAGUUCUUCCUUUCGGGCUUAGUGACACAACGGAGGCCGCAUGGGACCACUUCAAGGGGAUUGAUAAGCAUUGUGGUAACGGCGAAUUGUACGAAAAGGCAGCGAUGAAUCUAGACCAGCCCUUCACAAUUAUCGAAGACUUCACAAAGGAGGUUUACUCCAAUAGUUCUCGCGCAGACAUGGAGAUGAAGCAGAUCGUGCGGCGCUACGUGGAGCCAGAUCGGGAUGUUAUCAUCUUUGUUUGUCGAGGAAAACCCAUUGAGAUCAAACACAAGGCAAUUGCUGGAUUGACGUAUCAUCUUCGUAGCUAUGUCGUCGCCAAGCGAGCUCCAGCUUCGACCGCAGACCACGAUUUGUCGCUGCUGCAGUUUUGCUCACGGAUCUCAAUCGACAAAGAGCCUGGCGUGGUGUACGACCCUGUUCAUGUUAGGGCGUUGACCAGAUUUUUGAUUGGAAAUACUGCAGGCAACCUUCGAUGCUAUCAGGAGCGGAUCGAGAACGCGCUGGUAGAUCAAGCUUUGAAGCGUCAACUGCAGUGACUGUGGAAGCUUGCCUUGGCUGGCUUUCACUUGGCUUGAACACUCAGAUUUGUGCAUAAUACAACUCAAAACCCUUCUCUUUAACAAAAAAAACAAAGUUUAAGCCAGAUUUACCAUCCGUUCACAAAAAUGAGGACAUU
Molecule: messenger RNA, 1727 nt
Organism: Phytophthora nicotianae INRA-310
Lineage: Eukaryota; Oomycota; Peronosporomycetes; Peronosporales; Peronosporaceae
Exons: 3
Coding region: 148-1587 (479 amino acids)
Source: RefSeq, a predicted model, not a curated record